Messenger RNA from Procambarus clarkii (red swamp crayfish), 2833 nucleotides. NCBI's taxonomy places the organism in Eukaryota, Metazoa, Arthropoda, Malacostraca, Decapoda, Cambaridae. The record is from RefSeq and is a predicted model, not a curated record.
GAAAUGUAAGACAAUUAUUCGAGUUGCCAGAGAGAGGAACUCUGUACUGAGAAUUAUCAAGAUCCACUCCAGGCCAGCUACUGAUAUCCCCAGGAUACAUCCCACAACAGUUGCCUAACUCCCAGGCUUUCAGGUCAACUGGUACACUCAUAGUUAGCAAAAGUGUUUACGAGGGAGCGGAGAGCGAGGCACAGUGAGCAAGGCAUUUCUGAAGGAAGUUUCCUGCUAGCGACGGUGACUUGAGAUGGUGACGAAGGCUAUGUUUAAGAUCCCGUGUUCCCGCCUUCCUCCUUGUCGUCUGAGGCGCCCUGACGCCCUUCACGCGCCUGUGAGUCUACUACACUAGUCUACCUCGUCGCCUCACGCUCAUUGCGCUAAGAGCGUCACCACCUCGUAUGGCGUCAAACACCCUGGCCAGCUGGCUGCUGGUGGUGGCGUGGGCGUGUGGGCGUAGUGGGGCGGGCGUGGCGGCGCCGCCCACGCCCCUGCGUCUGACCGUGGCCCUGCCUGGAGGCGGAAACCACACCCUCCAGGUCCAGGUGGACCCCCACGCCCUCGCUGACAUUGGCGUGACCAAGGAGGAGCUGGAGGCCACCCUACUGCAGGCUGACGAGCAGCACAUGCUGAAGGAGGUGGUAAUCGGAGAGCGAACCAUCCCUGUCUACUGGAAUAUCUCCAGCGUCAUCUCAGACUUCCUUGCCGUCAAGACGGUGGACGGAGGAAGAGUUCUCGUCUCCAUCAAGAACUAUACUAACGUCUCCCUGCACGACUUUGACGAGGACCCGAGUCUGAGGCCGGCCUCCGUGGACCUGACCUGGACGCUGCCUCCUGCCUUACACUCCAGGGUGCUGGAGGUCACCCUCACCUCCGGGCCCCACCACGCCUCAGUCUCCAUCAACGACACUCUAGUGAUGACAAGGAGCAGCACCCUGACGAGGCCGCAGCAUAGACCGUGGGCGAGGCUGGACCAGUACGGUGGGUGCUACCUGCAGGUGCUCAACCCCCACACUGGUCGCGUCACUCUCACCCACUACUUCAACACUGUCACCCCCUUGCUGGACCUGGAGCUGGCACGCACCCUUCAGCACCUCAGGGAGGGCAGGGUCGCCCUCAUCACCUCCUACCACGACUGUUCCAUGGUUCUGGAGCCCGAGGCGAGGAAGGUCCUCCACUCCCUCGGGUCGUGGGCGGCCCAGCACCUCAGUUUCGGUGAUGGAUGGGCGUGGGUGUGGCGAGUGGGCGGCCCUACCCUGGCCGAGGCACUCCUGGCUAACAUGGACGAUAUUUACCAGUCGCUACGCCCCCUCCACGCCGCCCAACGCCCCCUCCACGACGCUCAACGCCCCCUCCAUCUCCACCUCAACAUACCUCAACACCCAGAAGACCGACUAUGCAGCAGCUGGCCCUCUGGUGGCGAGUGGGAGAAGCGACACUACUUCUGUGACCUGUAUGAUGGGUACGGUGACCUCUGCUCCUGUGAUGACCUGCUCCCGGCCCGUCCAUACCCAGCCCCCAGGCAGGGAUGGUGGCGGGAGAACAUGGUCAUUGUCGUGCUGGCGUGGAACAGACCUCGAUACUUAUACAGACUUCUGCAUCAGCUGCUGCGUCAGCCUGGCGUCAGACCUGCCCAGGUGCUGGUCUCUGUGGACGGCGUGGAGGACGAGCCCAUCCGGCUGGUGGAGGUGUUGGGCCUCCGCUACCUGGUUCACACCCCCGAGGGCGACCUCGCCUCCCCCAGGAUCUCCAGACACCUGAGGUUCGCCCUCUUCAAGGCUCUGGAGACGUUUGAAGAUGUUGACAAGUUUAUCAUCUUGGAGGAGGACUUGAUACUCGCUCCGGACUUCUUCUCGUUCAUGCAGCAGACGUCGGUUCUCCUGGAGGUGGAGGAGGACUCGCUGUACGGGGUGUCGGCCUUCUCCCACCUGAGCUCCUCGCACACCUCCAGCGACCUCACGCGACUUCAGAGGGUCACCUCCUUCCCCUCCUGCGGCUGGAUGACCACCAGGACCUUCCUGACGGAGACGCUGCCCAAGUGGCUCCCUGUCUAUGCGACAGCUGACUGGGACUUCUGGAUGGGGACGCCGCUGGUCCGUGGGGCCCGGGAGCUGGUGCUGCCGGAGGUGUCCAGGACGUCCCACGGCGGCAUGUUGGGGGCCCACAUGGACGGUGACGUCACCACAUGGUACCACAACACCCCGCUCUCCACCCGCGCCCAUGUUGCCCUCAACCUCACCGCGGUGAGGAAGACGCCUUAUGAGGAGAGUAUUCUGGAGGAGCUGAAGAAGGCGCAGCCCCUCGAUGUGUCUGACCCACUCAACCUCGAGGUCCCCCAUGCUCAGGAGGGCGUGUGGGUGGCGCGGGUGAGGAUGCUGGACUCUGAGGACAGUCUGGCCUUCCGGAUGCUGGCCCAGGCGCUGAACCUAUGGCACGCUGACGCCCGCGAUCACCACUUCGGGCUCUGGAGACUCCCUUACUACAGUGCUCUGGUGUUUGUGGUGGGGGUCCCCUACUCCAGGUACAGUUCCCUGGUUCAGGGUGGCGGGCAGGUCCUCGUCUCUACACCUGACCUUCGUGAACGCUUCCUCAAGAAGCUCGAGACGAACUCACCGAUGGUGUUUCAUCAACCCGAUGACUUCCGUCAGAUCUUGGGCCUGACGGAGAAGAAGAAGAGAUGAGGCAGCCUAUCUGAGGAGUGGUAGCGGGUGUUCUAUAAGGGGCAGUUGGGAUGGCCAAAGUUGAGUGUAUUCAACCCGUCCUCGACUCAAGUCCAUUACAUCCAGCGGUCAACCCCACAGACGCAUUCAUAAAUUUGAAUAUGCUGUUCAUUCAAAAC